AUGGCUGACAAGCAGGAGACGUUUGGUUUUGCCGCUGAUAUCAGUCAGUUGCUGGACUUGAUUAUCAACACAUUCUACAGCAACAAGGAGAUUUUCCUUCGUGAGCUGAUUUCCAAUGCAUCAGAUGCUUUGGAUAAGGUCCGCUAUCAGGCGCUGACAGACCCAAGCGUCCUCGACAAUGAGAAGGACCUCUACAUUCGCAUCACACCAGACAAGGAAAACAAGGUCCUGUCUAUCCGUGACACUGGUAUUGGUAUGACGAAGGCCGAUCUUGUAAACAACAUCGGCACCAUCGCCAAGUCUGGUACAAAGGCAUUUAUGGAGGCCCUGAGUUCCGGUGCCGACAUCAGUAUGAUCGGUCAAUUUGGUGUGGGCUUCUACUCGGCCUACUUGGUCGCCGAGCGCGUGCAGAUUAUCACAAAGAACAAUGAUGACGAACAGUAUGUCUGGGAGAGUGCUGCCGGUGGCACGUUCACCAUCACGCCUGACACGAGCGGCCGCUCGAUUGGUCGCGGCACUGAGCUUCGUCUGUUCAUGAAGGACGACCAGCUUGAGUACCUCGAAGAAAAGCGCAUCAAGGAGAUUGUGAAGAAGCACUCUGAAUUCAUCUCGUACCCUAUCCAACUGGUUGUUACGAAGGAAGUCGAGAAGGAAGUUGAUGAGCCUGAAGCUGAGACGGCUGACGAGGAGAAGAAGCCUAAGAUCGAGGAGGUCGACGAUGAAUCAGCUGACAAGAAGAAAAAGAAGGUCAAGGAGACUGUGAAAGAAAACGAGGAGCUCAAUACAACAAAGCCAAUUUGGACACGCGAGCCCAAAUCUAUUUCGAAUGAGGAGUACGCCUCGUUCUACAAGAGCCUUACAAAUGACUGGGAAGAUCACCUGGCUGUGAAGCACUUCUCUGUUGAAGGUCAACUUGAGUUCAAGGCUCUUCUCUAUGUUCCAAAGCGUGCUCCGUUCGAUAUGUUCGAGUCGAAGAAGAAGCGUAACAAUAUCAAGCUGUAUGUGCGCCGGGUCUUUAUCACCGAUGACUGCGAGGAACUGAUCCCUGAAUACCUUAACUUUGUCAAGGGUGUCGUUGAUUCAGAAGACUUGCCGUUGAACAUUUCUCGUGAGACCCUUCAGCAGAACAAGAUUUUGAAGGUCAUUCGGAAGAAUGUUGUCAAGAAGACCCUCGAGAUGAUCUCUGAGUUGGCUGAAGACAAGGAGAACUUCGCUAAGUUCUACGAGGCCUUCGGCAAGAAUAUCAAACUCGGUAUCCACGAAGACGCGACGAACCGAGCCAAGCUUGCAGAGUUCCUUCGGUUCCACUCGACGAAGAGUGGUGACGAGAUGACGAGCUUGGCCGAUUACAUUACUCGUAUGCCUGAGAUCCAGAAGAACAUCUACUUCCUCACGGGCGAAAGCCUUGCUGCCGUGAAAGACUCUCCGUUCCUGGAGGUGCUAAAGAAGAAGGGCUUUGAGGUUCUCUUGAUGGUAGACCCGAUCGACGAGUACGCCGUAACACAGCUCAAGGAGUUUGAGGGUAAGAAGCUUGUGUCCGUCUCGAAGGAGGGUCUUGAGCUUGAGGAAUCGGACGAAGAGAAGAAGCAGCGUGAAGAAGAAGCGAAGAAGUUUGAAGAGCUGACGAAGUCGAUCAAGGAUAUUCUUGGCGAGAAGGUUGAGAAGGUAACUGUGUCGAACCGUAUUGUCGGCUCCCCAUGUGUUCUUGUAACUGGUCAGUUUGGAUGGUCAGCCAACAUGGAACGAAUCAUGAAGGCUCAGGCUCUCCGUGACACUUCGAUGUCGCAAUACAUGGCUUCGAAGAAGACGAUGGAAAUUAACCCUCACAAUGCGAUCAUCAAAGAGCUCGCCGCCAAGGUUGCGAAUGACAAGAAUGACCCUACUGUUCGCGACCUGACAAUGCUCCUGUACGAGAGCUCGCUUCUGACUUCUGGCUUCUCGCUUGAACAGCCUCAGGACUUCGCGAACCGCUUGUUCAAGCUUAUUAGUCUUGGUCUCUCCAUCGACGAUGCCGACACGCAGCCAGAGACUGUUGAGGAAUCGAAGAGUGAUGAGCCGGCGGGCGAGUCGGCCAUGGAGUCGAUUGACUAA
Molecule: messenger RNA, 2091 nt
Organism: Malassezia globosa CBS 7966
Lineage: Eukaryota; Fungi; Basidiomycota; Malasseziomycetes; Malasseziales; Malasseziaceae
Exons: 1
Coding region: 1-2091 (696 amino acids)
Biological process (GO): protein folding; protein stabilization; cellular response to heat
Cellular component (GO): protein-containing complex; plasma membrane; perinuclear region of cytoplasm
Molecular function (GO): ATP binding; ATP-dependent protein folding chaperone; ATP hydrolysis activity
Source: RefSeq, a predicted model, not a curated record